Molecule: messenger RNA, 5981 nt
Organism: Heterocephalus glaber (naked mole-rat)
Lineage: Eukaryota; Metazoa; Chordata; Mammalia; Rodentia; Bathyergidae
Gene: Tgfbr1
Product: transforming growth factor beta receptor 1
Biological process (GO): heart development; protein phosphorylation; cellular response to growth factor stimulus
Cellular component (GO): signaling receptor complex; plasma membrane
Molecular function (GO): transforming growth factor beta receptor activity, type I; SMAD binding; ATP binding
Source: RefSeq, a predicted model, not a curated record
CCGGAGCCAGGCCGCUUCUGCGGCGGCGAGGUGGGGCGAGGCAAGGCUUGGUGAGGCGACGCGGCGGCCGGGCCGGGCCGGGCCACAAGAGGUGGCGGCGGGACCAUGGAGUCGGCGGCCGCUGCUCCGCGUCACCAGCUGCUUCUCCUCAUGCUGGUGGCGGCGGCGACGACGCUGCUCCCGGGGGCGAAGACAUUACAGUGUUUCUGCCAGCUCUGUACAAAAGACAAUUAUACCUGUGUGACAGAUGGGCUCUGCUUUGUCUCUGUCACAGAGACCACAGACAGAGUUAUACACAAUACCAUGUGUAUAGCUGAAAUCGAUCUAAUUCCUCGAGAUAGACCAUUUGUAUGUGCACCCUCUUCAAAAACUGGGGCUGUGACUACAACAUAUUGUUGCAAUCAGGAUCAUUGCAAUAAAAUAGAACUCCCAACUACUGGCCCUUUUUCAGAAAAGCAGUCACCUGGCCUUGGUCCCGUGGAGCUGGCAGCCGUCAUUGCUGGACCAGUCUGCUUUGUUUGCAUCUCACUCAUGUUGAUGGUCUAUAUCUGCCAUAACCGAACUGUUAUUCACCAUCGAGUGCCAAAUGAAGAAGAUCCUUCAUUAGAUCGCCCUUUUAUUUCAGAGGGUACUACCUUAAAAGAUUUAAUUUAUGAUAUGACAACGUCAGGGUCUGGAUCAGGUUUACCAUUGCUUGUUCAGAGAACAAUUGCAAGAACAAUUGUGUUACAAGAAAGCAUUGGCAAAGGUCGAUUUGGAGAAGUUUGGCGAGGAAAGUGGCGAGGAGAAGAAGUUGCUGUUAAGAUAUUCUCCUCCAGAGAAGAACGUUCAUGGUUCCGUGAGGCAGAGAUUUAUCAGACUGUAAUGUUACGCCAUGAAAACAUCCUGGGAUUUAUAGCAGCAGACAAUAAGGACAACGGUACAUGGACUCAGCUCUGGUUGGUGUCAGAUUAUCAUGAGCAUGGGUCCCUUUUUGAUUACUUGAAUAGAUACACAGUUACUGUGGAAGGAAUGAUCAAGCUUGCUCUGUCCACAGCAAGUGGUCUUGCCCACCUACACAUGGAGAUAGUUGGUACCCAAGGAAAGCCAGCCAUUGCUCAUAGAGAUUUGAAAUCAAAGAAUAUCUUGGUAAAGAAGAAUGGAACCUGCUGUAUUGCAGACUUAGGACUGGCAGUAAGACAUGAUUCAGCUACGGAUACAAUUGAUAUUGCUCCAAACCACAGAGUGGGAACAAAAAGGUACAUGGCCCCUGAAGUUCUAGAUGAUUCCAUAAAUAUGAAACAUUUUGAAUCCUUUAAACGUGCUGACAUCUAUGCAAUGGGCUUAGUAUUCUGGGAAAUAGCUCGGCGCUGCUCCAUUGGUGGAAUUCAUGAAGAUUACCAGCUGCCUUACUAUGAUCUUGUACCUUCUGAUCCAUCAGUUGAAGAAAUGAGAAAAGUAGUUUGUGAACAGAAGCUGAGGCCAAAUAUUCCAAACAGAUGGCAGAGCUGUGAAGCCCUGAGAGUGAUGGCUAAAAUUAUGAGAGAAUGUUGGUAUGCUAAUGGAGCAGCUAGGCUGACAGCUUUGAGGAUUAAGAAAACAUUGUCACAACUCAGUCAACAGGAAGGCAUCAAAAUGUAAUUCUGCAGCUUUGCCUGAACUCUACUUUUUCUUCAGAUCUGCUCCUGGGUUUUCAUUUGGGAGGCCAAUUGUUCUACCUCAUUGAGAGGGAACAGAAGGAUAUUGCUUCCUUUUGCAACAGUCUAAUAAGGUCAAUUAAAAACGUCCCAGGAUUUCUUUGGACCCAGAAAACAGCCAUCUGGGUCCUUUCUGUGCACUAUGAACGCUUCUUUCCCAGGACAGUUACAAAAUGUUGUAUAGUCUACCUUUAUUUUUUAUUAACAAAACUUGUUUUUUAAACGAUGAUUGCUUGUCUUAACUUUAGGUAACUGCUGUGAUGAAGAUCAUCUUUAAGGGCAAAGGAGCUGGACUAUUGAGUUAUUUUUAAAGAAAGUGAUUUACUCCUGGUUAGUAGUACAUUCUCAGAGGAUUCUGAACCACUAAAGAAUUUCCUUGAUUCAGUCUUUGAAUGUACUGUUCUAUAAUUUUUCAGGAUCUUAAAACAAAUACUUAUAAAACUCUUAUCUUGAGUCUAAAAAGGACCUCAUAUAGUAGUGAGGAACAUAAUUUAUGCAAUUGUAUUUUGUAUACUAUUAUUGUUCUUUCACAUAUUCAGAACAUUACAUGCCUUCAAAAUGGGAUUGUACUAUACCAGAAAGUGCCACUUUUGUGUCUUUCUAAUGGAAAUGAGUAGAAGUGCUUGAAGUCUCUGUGUUAAAACCUAUAGUGUUUGAAUUCAAAAAGUUUAUUUAUCUGAAUAACUCAAACCUUUUUUUUUGAAGGGAUUUUGUGGUAUGACAUUGAAAUUCCAUUUUGAAAAUGCCUUUCUCCUACCAAAAUGUGCUUGAACCACUAAAGAAAUGCUGUGGCAUUAAUAAGCCAAUUGUUACUAUGGUCAUGUUGGAAUAUUCUCACUUUGAGCUUUUUAGAGUUCAGUUGUGUUGUCUGAGUAUUUUUUAAAAAGUCAAGUGGCACUCUAGAUGCUUACAGUGCUUUAAUAAGUUAAUGUUCAUAGCAUAUAGACUAAUUUUUCUAUAAGGGAAAGUUUGUCUAGCUGCUUGUGAAAAGUUGUGUGGUAUUCUGUAAGCCAUUUUUUUUCUUUAUCUGAUCAACAACAGUGUUAUUUUUUUAAGAAAUGAAUUACAUUUAAAAUAGAAUAUGGUUAAUGUUAAGUAAUAGGCCUUUUAGAGAGGCAAAGGUAGUUAAUAACUCAAAAAGACGACAGAUGUGCGUGACAGGCACAUUUGUUAUGUAGGUGUAAGUGUUCUAUGGAUUCUCUGUCUUUGUAAGGUUAACAGUGUAGUUUUGAGGUCUCACUACAUUUUGAGGAAGGCAGCUUUUAAUUUAGUCUUUCCUUAUCUCAUAUGUGCAGAUACUGCAACUGCUUAAUUUACAUGGUUGCAUAAUAACUUCAGUGCACUCUCGAUAAUGGGAGAGGUGGUAGCUAGAGAACAUUCUGUAUGUAGGUUCUCCGUUUACAGAUGUUUUCAGUCAAAUCAAAUGUUUAAAGUAAACUUGUUAUGGUGUUCUCACAUCAAGUUAAAACUAUCUUAUGAUUAUUGUUUUUUACUUAAGAGUACUGUAAAGUCUGCUGGGCUUUUACAGUUUUCAAAGUCCUUUUUAUCACUGUGAUCUUAUUCUGAGGGGGGAAGAAAACUAUCAUAGCUGUGAGGCAAGACUUUGACUUCAUAGUGCUAUCAGUUCCCUGAUAAAAAGGUCAGAAUAACCUUUAUAGUCAGGAAGAAAUUGUGGCCAUUUAUGCUGAAUGAAUUGGAUUCUGAUAAUGUCUUAUAUCUUAUACCUAGAAUAAAUUUGAAAGACUACUUGGUCUUAAAACCAAAGUAAUUCUAGAAGGAAUGACAUUACAUAGGAAUCUAGUGUCAAUUUCAUGUGAUUAAAACAUCAUGGGGAAAAUGUUCUUAGAGGUUAAUAUUUUGACUACAAUUUUUUCUGUAGUCAGUCAUGAUUUCAUUGAAACAAAUGAAUAAGUUUGAGAGGUUUGUUUUUAUAGUUGUGUUAUAUUACCUGUUUAAUAAUCUCUAGUUCUAUGAUCAGGUACUUUGGGGGGCAUUUCUUAAGCCUACAAGAUCUGCUUUAUGAAAUCCAGGGGACCAAUGCAUUUUAUCACUAUAACUAUUUUUAUAUAAUUUUAAGAACAUACCAAAAGUUGUCUGAUUUAAAGUUGUAAUACAUUAUUUCUCGCUUUCAUAUAAGGUAAUCAACUUUUGCUAAAGAUAGUCCUCAUUACAUCAAAGAUUGAGUUAUUAUUAUACUGUUCUUGCCUAAGUCGAUAAAAUGUACUUUUUUAUGAAUCAGGGAAUUUUUUUUAAGUUGGAGUAUAGUUCUAAAUUCAGUUUACAUCUUACUGCAUCUAAUUCUUUUUUUUUUUUUUGGUACCGGGGAUUGAACUUGGGACCCUUGCACUUGCGAGGCAGGCGCCGGAACCACUGAGCUAAAUCCCCCGCCCUGCAUCUAAUUCUUAUUUUGGCUAGGGACAGCUUGAUGAACCCCAUUUGGUUAACACUGAAAAUGAAAGUUACUUAAAAGAUCAUAUGGCUCGUGAUUACUGUGGCCAUGACUGCAGAUAAAUUUGACUGGAGUAAUACUUUUAUCGUUUAGAAACAUAGUCCUUUGUUUAUAUUGCCUAUCCUAAAAUGCUCACCUUCGAAGAUUUAGUGUGACUAAAACAUGUCUUUUGGCACAUGAUUUUGUCAGUACCCCAAAGGAGUGAAAAUGGGGCAAGUAUGACUUAUUGGGACAUAGAUCUCCCUGGCCCUUCCUUUCUUCGUGUCUUCAGCUCUGUUUCUCCCAAGCUACCUUCCUGCUGGACCCGGUCUCAGCGACCAUUACCUCUCACCCGCACCCUCAGACUUUUGACUGAAGUGUUGCUUUUGAGGCCCUGGAGUAAGAUGAUUGAUGGAAGUUGUGGGAAAUACUUCCGUUUUCUUGAAUCAUUGGUUGUGUCAGGGAAGGGUCUCCAAGUAUGGAGAUGAGGCUUGGGAUGCUCCUGCUGGUUGCCCUGCUUUCACUUCAGCCAUAGACAAGAAGUAGGGUGGCAGGUGUGACAGUGGGAGUUGUGCCAGAAGCAGUGGCCAGUUACAUCCCAAGUAGAACAGUCAGGCCUGAAAUGCUGGGCCUGUAAUUAUGCUGUAAUGAUAGUGCUCGAGAAGUGCCUUGAGUCAGUAUACAGUGCCACGACUAUCAAGAAUUUCAGAUUUCAGUUCUUACUGAAGUGAUCAUUUGACCAAUUGCAGCCUUGAUGAGCUACUUUUUUUUUCUCUAUGUCUGAGACCUGUCAGAUAUAGACUGUAUUCUAAAACAAAUGACAAAGUGCUAAUUACCACACAUAAAAUCAGUAUCGUAUUAGAUGUAUCAAACUUACUUUUUUUCCCCCAUGCACUGAAGGAAUGAUGGUAAAUCACCUGUUUCUUUUGUUUCUUGAUUGUGGCAGUGUUCUGGCUCUAAAUGGUGGAGAUUCCAAAUAAUGGUUCUGUUACAGCUUGGCAGAAAAAUACUCAAGUAUUUUGAGAUCCUAAAGAAUAGCACUGGACAUGUACUGCAGCUUCUUGUGUCUGUUUUGGAAUGCUGGAAUAUGGCCCUCUCUAGGAAUGCUGGGUUCCUAGGAUGUUAGGAUUGUCAGUACAUUAUUUUCAAUCUCAUUAUGCAAUCUAAUUUGUAAAUGUAAGCUUUCUAAAAAGUAUGGUUAAUAACAUUCAACCUGUUCCUUAAAACUUAAAAAAGAAACAGUAAAUUUGUUUUUUAAUAAGAUUUUUGUGCAUUGAGUAUCAUGAACCAUGUUUUGAUAUCCCCCUUUUCACAUUGUGCCAAUGGAAUGGGGUGUUUGAUAUUUCUUUAUAUGUCAAGGAGAUGCUUCAAAAUGUCAAUUGCUUUAAACUUAAAUUACCUCUCAAGAGACCAAGGUACAUUUACCUCAUUGUGUAUAUAAUGUUUAAUAUUUGUCAGAGCAUUCUCCAGGUUUGCAGUUUUAUUUCUAUAAAGUAUGGGUAUUGUGUUGCUAAGUUACCUAAAUGGUACUGUAUUGUUUAUAUUGUUCCCCAAAUAACAUCAUCUGUACCUUUUGUUUUCUGUAUUUUAUUGUAUUUGUGCAGAAUUCUUUUGACUUUAUCAGUGUAAGCUCUGCCCUUUCAGAUAUGUACAGAAAAUGUCCGUAUAAAUUUUCACUUACGUUGAAUGAUUUUGAGAAGCUGCAAAGGAGAAAAAAACAUAAACUGCAUUUCCCCGUAAGUUUUAAAAAAUUGUAUAUUGUAUUUGUAGUAAUAUUCCAAAUGAACUGUAAAUAGGAAAUAGGAGAGUGAUGUUUAAGUCCUAACACUACAGUAGAAAAAUGGAAGCAAUGCAAAUAAAUUACUUUUUUUCCCAAA